This is a messenger RNA of Osmia bicornis bicornis, 2500 nucleotides long. RefSeq names its product kinesin-like protein KIF3B (gene Klp68D). Gene Ontology annotation, molecular function: microtubule binding; ATP binding; microtubule motor activity. The transcript has 2 exons. Gene Ontology annotation, biological process: microtubule-based movement. NCBI's taxonomy places the organism in Eukaryota, Metazoa, Arthropoda, Insecta, Hymenoptera, Megachilidae. Bases 104 to 2284 code for a protein of 726 amino acids. The record is from RefSeq and is a predicted model, not a curated record.
CAUGCGAAUACGACAAAAAAUCAUCAUUCCUUUAUUGUAACGCUUAUCGUGUAGUACACGUUAAUUGUUUGAGAGCUCGAAAAGGUAAGAACCGACCGUCGACAUGGAUAAAGCUGACAACCAACUGAAAACCUGGAAAAAGAAAAGCAUGAAGACGUGUAGUUUGACGGACGUGGUGACCCAGUGCGUCCAGGUGGUCGUGCGAUGUAGACCGAUGGACGAGAAGGAGGUGAGUCGUGGGUAUACACGUGUGGUCGACGUGUUUCCAUCGAGGGGAGUGGUCGAGAUCCGUCAUCCGCGAGACGAUCCAUCCAGCGAUAACGUGAAAGUAUUUACGUUCGACGCGGUUUACGACUGGAAUUCCAGUCAACAGGACCUUUACGAAGAGACGGUCAGGCCAUUGGUGUCCUCCGUUCUCGACGGCUUCAACGGCACUAUUUUCGCGUACGGUCAGACCGGCACUGGGAAAACGUACACCAUGGAGGGUUUGAAAAGCGACCACGAGAGGCGCGGCGUAAUUCCGCGCUCGUUCGAGCAUAUAUUCAACCACAUAGGCAGGUCUGAGAAUAUGCAGUAUUUGGUACGGGCCAGUUACCUUGAGAUCUACCAAGAGGAGAUACGCGAUCUUCUGCACCCUGAUCAGAGUUUAAGAUUCGAAUUAAAAGAGAAACCAGACACCGGUGUGUUUGUCAAGGAUUUGUCGACGUCAGUUUGCAAAAGUGCCGCGGAGAUUCAACAACUGAUGAAUACCGGCAACCAAAACAGAACGAUAGGCGCAACGAAUAUGAACGAGCACAGCUCUCGGUCGCACGCGAUAUUUCUAAUCACCAUUGAAAUGGGAUCCAUCGGCGAUUCUGGUGGAAUCAGGGUCGGUCGUUUGAACUUGGUCGAUCUCGCGGGUAGCGAAAGGCAGAGCAAAACCGGCUCUUCUGGCGAGAGGCUCAAGGAAGCGAGUAAGAUUAACUUAAGUUUAUCGGCACUGGGCAACGUGAUCUCGGCGUUAGUAGAUGGGAAGACAACGCAUGUGCCCUACAGGGACUCGAAACUGACGCGAUUAUUGCAGGAUUCUUUGGGCGGUAACUCUAAGACCAUCAUGGUUGCUAAUAUCGGUCCAGCUAGUUACAAUUACGAUGAAACUCUGACGACCCUACGGUACGCUAAUCGUGCUAAGAACAUCAAGAAUAAGCCGAGAAUAAACGAAGAUCCAAAGGAUGCAUUGUUGAGGCAGUAUCAAGAAGAAAUAGGCCGAUUAAAAGAGAAGUUGGCGCAAAAGGGUACGGUACCAAGGAAAAAGAAGAGGUCAAAGAGGAAAAAAGAAGACGAAACCGGGGAUUCAGAGUCUGAAACGGAAGACAGUCGCGGCGAGGAUAAUAAUAAGAUAGAGACAGACAAGAAACUUAUAGCGGAGCAGUUGAAGGCUGAGAAGCAAGAAACUGAGAAUCUUAUAAUGAGAAUAAAAGACCUUGAAAGUAAAAUGCUAUGCGGUGGAAAGAACAUCAUAGAUCAUACAAAUGAACAGCAAAGGGCAUUAGAACAGAAAGCAGCUGAGAUAGCUGAACGAAAGAAGCGGGAAGUUGAAAUGCAACAGAAACUUGAAGAUGAAGAACUCACCAUGCUAGGAGUUAAAGAAACCUACACAAACCUGCAACAGGAAGUUGAUGUAAAAUCCAGGAAACUCAGGAAAUGUUUCACCAAAUUACAGGUCCUUAAACAAGAACUUGAAGACGUAACUAACGAUUUUAACAGAGACAGAAGAGAUCUAGAGCAGACUCAGCACGAAUUAAUGAAGGAAUUGAAACUUAAGUAUCUUAUAAUAGAGAAUUUUAUUCCCGAAGAGGAGAAGAAUAAAAUCUUGUCGAGGAUUCAUCUGGACGAAGAAGAAGACUGCUGGAUAGUCAAAGAUCCAGAGCCAUCCAGCAUAGAAUUUAUAAAAAGACCCACGUCGGUUGCCGGGGCACGAAGACCAGUUUCAGAAUACGCGCGAAUCGCCCUGGCCAUGGGAAAGGGCUGUCGCUAUGCGGGUGAGAAUAUAUUAAACUUAGACCUGGACAUGCCAGCGAGAACAACGCUAGAUUAUCAGGGACCCGCUAUCGCGCCUACGAUCCAGGCUGUCCUAGAAGAAGCGCUGCGCGACGAGGGAGAUAUAGACGUAGACGCGUCGAGUGCAAAACUUAGGUCAAAGUCACGUUUACAAUCCGCGAAAAUAAGACCUAAGAGCGUCGGGAAGAUCCCGCAGAUACCAGCGCCUGUUUAUCCAAAGACGAGGGGUCUCGUGCCCAAAUAGGAGAUUUGAAUACGCGUCUGUAAAGAACCAUGUAAAUAAUGUAAGAACUACGACGACGUCAGCUUUGUUCAAUUAAUUUAUAUAGUUGUGAUACGCCUCAUGGUACUACGUGUAUCAAAAAUAGCGCAAGUCUUGAUAAUUCUCUCUAGUCAGUGUGCACCAUGCAUAAUGUGUCGAUUAUUGUAUUAAUAAAAAAAAAAUGAAACGUCCUACGAA